CAUUGCAAUAAUCGUAUUAUAAAAAAAAAACGCCUCUUUCCAACAACCCCUGCUCAUUUCUACUCCAUAGAUUCAUCUCUUAGAUUUCAGAUUCACGUCUUACAUUUCUUUCCUCCAAAGCUCCAAUCUUUCGCGAGACCUCUUCUGCUCUAUCAUUUUCUUUCAACAAAUUUUCCUCCUUGAGAAAAAAAAAAAACAACACAGACUCAGAACAAGAGUGCCAUAUGACAGUUGCUGGCAUGAAAAAGCAGCGUGUCUUUUCUAUUUGAAAAUCGAUCCUAGAAAGAUUUCGUUUUUUUAAACAAGUCCGUUGAUUUAUCCGACUUAAUGGGGUUCUUGUCUGAUCCAACCGUUGAUUUUUGCUUCCCUCUAUGCCUCGACAUAUUCCCCUUGAUUCUCGAGAUUUAAAAGAUUCUAUUUUUCUCUUUGUUUGAAGCUUGAUCCUCGUAGGAACUGCAGAUUUUACUUUAUAUAUUUAGUUGUCGUUUUCGCUUUAAUUCGAACAAGAUGAGGGUGGCAAAGUCUCAGGUGUGGCAACCCUGCAAAAAGAAGAGGUUUUGAUAUACGAUCUUUGGGGACUGAUAGAGGAAGACGGUGGAUUUGCAUUUUGCGAUUUGGAAUCUUCAAUCUGAGGGGAUUCCAGACUUAGAUAGGGCAAGUAAGAGUGACUGAGAGAAUUUGGAAUCUUGCACACACUCAAAAACUUCGAGAGAGGGGUGGAAAAUGGCUUCUCGAGGGAGUGCUGCGACCGGCAGUAGGACGCGCGUCGGGAGGUACGAGCUAGGAAGGACCAUCGGAGAAGGGUCAUUCGCCAAGGUGAAGUUUGCUAGGAAUACAGAGACCGGAGAGAAUGUUGCCAUUAAGAUUCUCGAUAAAGAAAAAGUUCUCAAGCAUAAAAUGAUCGGUCAGAUUAAACGUGAAAUUUCGACCAUGAAACUAAUUAGACACCCAAAUGUGAUACGCAUGUAUGAGGUGAUGGCAAGCAAGACAAAAAUAUAUAUCGUUUUGGAAUUUGUUACUGGUGGUGAACUUUUUGAUAAAAUUGCAAGCAAAGGGAGGUUGAAAGAGGAUGAAGCAAGAAAGUAUUUUCAGCAGCUUAUCAAUGCUGUGGAUUACUGUCAUAGCAGAGGCGUGUACCAUAGAGACCUAAAGCCUGAAAAUCUGUUACUGGAUGCUAGUGGAGUUCUUAAAGUUUCAGAUUUUGGAUUAAGUGCACUACCUCAGCAAGUUCGAGAUGACGGGUUACUUCACACAACAUGUGGAACUCCAAAUUAUGUUGCUCCUGAGGUUAUCAAUAAUAAAGGCUAUGAUGGUGCAAAGGCUGAUUUAUGGUCAUGCGGUGUGAUUCUUUUUGUCUUAAUGGCUGGUUACUUGCCUUUUGAAGAAUCCAACCUUGUGGCUCUCUAUAAAAAGAUAUUUAAGGCAGACUUCACAUGUCCUCCAUGGUUUUCCUCAAGUGCAAAAAAACUCAUCAAAAGAAUCCUGGAUCCAAAUCCUUCGACGCGUAUUACUAUUGCUGAGGUUAUUGAAAAUGAGUGGUUUAAGAAAGGAUAUAAGCCACCUGCUUUUGAACAAGCUGAAGUUAGCCUUGAUGAUGUGAACUCUAUCUUCAAUGAAUCAGGGGAUUGUCAGAACCUUGUUGUGGAGAAGCGAGAAUCUCCUAUAGGGCCUGUGGCGCCUUUAACUAUGAAUGCAUUUGAACUGAUCUCUACAUCUCAGGGUCUCAACCUCAGUAGUCUUUUUGAGAAGCAAAUGGGACUUGUGAAACGGGAAACUAGAUUUACAUCCAAACGUUCAGCAAAUGAGAUAAUCUCAAAAAUUGAAGAAGCUGCGACGCCUUUGGGUUUUGAAGUCAAGAAAAAUAACUUCAAGAUGAAGCUUCAAGGGGAGAAGACUGGACGUAAGGGUCAUUUAUCUAUUGCAACAGAAAUCUUUGAGGUGGCCCCUUCUCUUUAUAUGGUUGAGCUUCGCAAAUCUGGUGGAGACACCCUAGAAUUUCACAAGUUCUACAAGAACCUGUCAGCUGGACUAAAAGAUAUCGUUUGGAGAACAAUUGACGAAGAAAAGGAAGAAGGACAGCCUGAGAUAAGUGGUUCUUCUGUCGUACCGGCAUGAGAUGUGGGCUGCUGUUAGUGGUUUGAAUUGUCUAGUCCAAAUAUAAUGGUUUGUAAAGACAGUAUCUUAGCUUGCAGUGUUGAUACUUCAUAGACAUUGUUAUAGUUUUAAAUGUUGUUGUCCAGAACUUGCUCCUGUACAAGAGACCUUAGUUCGACUCGGUUUGGCUUGGUUUGAACAAAUAAAUGUAUGGUAGCUUAUCU
Messenger RNA from Manihot esculenta (cassava), 2318 nucleotides. RefSeq names its product CBL-interacting serine/threonine-protein kinase 23. Gene Ontology annotation, molecular function: protein kinase activity; ATP binding. Gene Ontology annotation, biological process: protein phosphorylation; signal transduction. The record is from RefSeq and is a predicted model, not a curated record. The transcript is spliced from 15 exons. Lineage: Eukaryota; Viridiplantae; Streptophyta; Magnoliopsida; Malpighiales; Euphorbiaceae. Bases 724 to 2115 code for a protein of 463 amino acids.